AUGACUUCAAUGACUUCUGCCAUCUGGGACAGCUUUCGAUGUGGCUGCUAUGUUGUCGAGUGUCAGAACAAGCCAGUGCAGGAGUUGCGGGGAGAGACUAAUGCAGCUCCACAUUCAUACAGCGAAGGCGUUCCUAUAAAGUUGGCAUGA
Messenger RNA from Aspergillus niger, 150 nucleotides. RefSeq lists its product as uncharacterized. The transcript has 2 exons. The record is from RefSeq and is a predicted model, not a curated record. The coding region runs from base 1 to 150 and encodes 49 amino acids. Lineage: Eukaryota; Fungi; Ascomycota; Eurotiomycetes; Eurotiales; Aspergillaceae.